ACUUCUAUUUCUUUUGUUAAAUAUAACAGUUACGAUUAGAAAGUUUUAACUGGUCUUCAACUGGUUUUAUUAUGGUUGAUGGCGUGAUAAAUAUGAUAUUGAAACUUCGUCGAUGUAAAUAAAUUAAUUUUUACUGUUGAAUGUGCAUUUAAUAUAGCGUUAAAAUUGCCAGUAUAUGUUUAACUUUUACCUUUUGUUUUUGUGUUAUUGAUUUUUAUCGUUUUAAAUUUUCUGGGUAUGUCAUCUCAUAGAACAUCUGGCGCUAAUCAAACUCCUCUAGGACGCCCUAGUCUUGCGAUGCUAGGAUCAAAAUCAUCUAGCUUACUGAAACCUAAUUAUAUGUCAUCAGGAAGUAAAAGAGAUAGAGAUGAAGAUUAUGACUAUCCUUCAACAAAAUGGCCACCUGAAGACUCUUGGGAUGGGGACAGCAGUAGGCAAGAAAGUGAGCGUGAUAGAGAAAGAAAACGUAAAAGGAAAUCUAGAUGGGGUGGUGAUGAAAAAGAAAAAGUUUUUAUUCCUGGCUUGCCCACUGUUCUACCCAAUAAUUUGAAUCCUCAACAAGAGAGGGCUUAUUUAUUGCAGUUGCAGAUUGAGGAAAUAAGUAGGCGUCUUCGGACUGGUGAUCUUGGAAUUUCCCCUAAUCCUGAAGAAAGGUCUCCAUCUCCAGAACCAAUUUAUAACAGUGAAGGUAAGCGUUUGAAUACGAGAGAAUAUCGCACUAGGAAAAAGUUAGAAGAUGAUCGUCAUAGCUUAAUACAAGAGAUGUAUUCAUGUAAUCCUGAGUACAAACCGCCUCCUGAUUACAAAUCUAUAACUGGAGCAAAGAUAAUCAUUCGUGGCAAGGGCUCAGUGAAAGAAGGAAAAGUAGGCCGCAAAGAUGGACAGCCUCUUCCUGGGGAAGACGAACCCUUGCAUGCAUUUGUCACAGGAAACAGCAAUGAAAGUGUUAAGAAAGCUGUCAAUAAGAUCAAGGAGAUUAUCAGGCAAGGUGUAGAGGUACCUGAAGGACAGAAUGAUUUAAGGCGUAUGCAGCUGCGUGAAUUAGCCCUGCUGAAUGGAACUCUGAGGGAAAAUGAUGGACCACGAUGUACAAAUUGUGGUGGUACCACUCAUAGAAGUUGGCAAUGCCCUGAUAAGCCAAAUGUUACAAAUAAUGUCAUUUGUACUAACUGCGGCUCUGCUGGUCACAUUGCAAAAGAUUGCCGAGAACAGAAGAGUAUGCCUGGUGUUUUGGGAGCUCCUGACAAGGCUAAAAUUGAUGAAGAGUAUAUGUCCUUGAUGGCAGAACUUGGAGAAGGGCCACCUCCUCCAACCAAAUUGAAUUCAUUGGGGAAUUCAAUGUCUCAAUCUUCUAUCUCUCCUUUACAAGCACCACCUGGACCUCCACGUGCAAUCAUGGCUCCACCCACUUCUAGUGUAGCACAGUUUCAGACUACAAACACUCAGCCAAUGUUCAACAGUGGUCAGGGCAAAGUAAGAGCUGUUCCUCCUCCAACAAGUAUGGUUCAGACUACUAUGACAUCUAUGUUGAUGCCCCCACCCAUGAUGCCUCCCCCUCUACCUCCUGCAUCUGUUGGAAUGGCUCCACUAGGAAUGCCACCUUGGAAUCAACCACCUUUCCAAGUCCCUGUGACUGCACAACAAACUGUGCUCACUACACAAGGUAAUGCACCUAUGGUGGGAGUGUUAGCGCCACCUCCACCACCACCAAAUCUACCAUCUGCCUCACAGUCGCAAGUAACUGCAACUACAACUGCCUGGAUGACUCCCUCAGCAGCUGUGACGCAAGCCUCACCCUGGGGUAUGCCUCCCCAAGUUGCAGCUGGACCUAUGCCUGUACCUCCACCUCCAGGAAUUGCCCCCAUUCCACCACCGCCAGCCAUGGCUGCAACAAUGUAUCCAUGGGGUGGAUUCAUGGGAGUUCCACCUCCGCCCCCCAUGCAGGCUGCAUCUCUGCAAUCACUUGCAGCACAACCUCCACCUCCUCCCCCUCCUGCUAGCUCAGCCCAAACAUCCAGUGCUGGUGCUAGUCAGAAUUCAUCUCUAUCUACUCUGUCACUUCCAUCAUUGCUAACUGCACCACCACCUCCGCCCCCUCCAAGUUAAGUUUAAAGGGUGUUGUAAGAACUGUCAUGAAUACAUAUAAUAUUCCAUUUUACUCUUAAAGGUUCUGAUUUUGGUAUCAUUUUGUGUGUGCAUCCAUAAUGGUGAACUAGAAUAAAGUACAUUGAAAAGUU
Messenger RNA from Parasteatoda tepidariorum (common house spider), 2237 nucleotides. NCBI's taxonomy places the organism in Eukaryota, Metazoa, Arthropoda, Arachnida, Araneae, Theridiidae. The record is from RefSeq and is a predicted model, not a curated record.